AUGCACAGGAAGACGAAGACGGUGAUGACGAUGAAUAAGGAGCUGCAUCUCAGGAGUGAUACUACAAGAACAUUAUCUAUCAAGGAAGAAAGGGGGACCUCAAGGGAUGUACAGAGUCAUUGAUGAGCAGUGCACAAGAACAAGCCUUCAUAACUAACUGUGUCAAGUUCCAAACCGUGACAAAAACUUAAAAUCACCUAUCUGUAGAAUGUGCGGAAGGAAAGGAGAAAGUAACCUAAGUAGUGAAUACAGCAAGCAAGCGACAUGACAAUGAUAUAUGUGGCACGGUAUCUGCACUUGCAACUACGUGGGAAGGUCGAACUGGAGAGGGCAAAUAAUUGCUACAAACAUACCCCAGAGCGAGUGGUAGAAAGUGAGGGUUUCAGAGUACUGCGGGAUUUCGUUAAUGGACAGGGUGUUAAGGGUUGUUGAAGGUAGAAGGCCGGACAUCAUCUUCCUUGAUGAGCAGGCAAGGGAGGCCAAGAUCAUCGACAUCGUUAACCCUGGAGAUGGACAAGUAAAAGACAAAGAACUAGAGAAAAAAGAGAAGUCCCAAAUUCUUCGGAAAAACUUAGGAAAGCUGUGA
This is a messenger RNA of Porites lobata, 586 nucleotides long. The record is from the annotation of a GenBank genome assembly. NCBI's taxonomy places the organism in Eukaryota, Metazoa, Cnidaria, Anthozoa, Scleractinia, Poritidae.